Molecule: messenger RNA, 787 nt
Organism: Sinocyclocheilus rhinocerous
Lineage: Eukaryota; Metazoa; Chordata; Actinopteri; Cypriniformes; Cyprinidae
Product: minor histocompatibility protein HA-1-like
Exons: 3
Coding region: 200-787 (195 amino acids)
Source: RefSeq, a predicted model, not a curated record
AAGUAAGAAACCUGUGCUUCCUCGAGACCGGCGCGCGCCGCAGCAGGAAGAGAAGGAGAGCGCGAGGCGAGCAACUGAACUAUGAUGAUGAUGAUGGGGAAGUAACUGUCAGUCGCCUGAGGAGACAUUUUCACAACUUUUUUGGCUCAUUCCUAAAGUUUUAGUGCGGUUUCAGUGAAGUGGAGCAAACGGCGCGAACAUGUUCUCUCGAAAGAAGAAGGAGCCGACAAAUAAAGCGUCCUCACCCUCCAAAAAGAGCAACUCUGCGCAAAACCCUUCGGAACACUCUCCCAACGACACUAUCGAUGGCUCCUGCACACUGGCCCCUCCUGAUCCGGGUCCCUUAUCCUGUCCGGGAACACCGUCCUCCCACUGCAAGCUAACAGUGUGCAGUCCACCUGUCGGCGCGCUGAAGCGGCCCUCGGGUCUCAGCCGUCACGCCAGCGCCGUCGGCUUCGCCUUCCACGCCUCGGGGACGUGGGGCUUCCAUAAGGGCUACGUGCGGGCCGCUCUCACCUACGGACAUGCGGCGGAGGCUGCGGAAACAUCGGUCAUCGAGGUGGAGGACAUUCCCUCGCUGCUGCGAGACGUCGCCCGCUUCGCAGAGGCUGUGGAGAAACUAAAGGACAUGGUGCUGGGAGAAGAGAAGGCCAGACGCCUACUGAGCACUUUUCUCAUGAUGCUGCUGCUGCUGCUCAUUGUGGUGAUGUGGUAUUAUAGUGAGGCUUUUGAUAUUCCACUUUUAGACUUCAUGUACACUCGCUUCCUGAAAUGUGAUCAGAUAUAG